Molecule: messenger RNA, 1731 nt
Organism: Cercospora beticola
Lineage: Eukaryota; Fungi; Ascomycota; Dothideomycetes; Mycosphaerellales; Mycosphaerellaceae
Molecular function (GO): catalytic activity
Source: RefSeq, a predicted model, not a curated record
AUGACGAAACACGAAACUGUCGAAGAUGUCUAUGGCCCAGGCACGCACACCGACAAGCACUUCGUGCCUGUGCCACAAGAUGCCAGACGCCUUUUGCAAUACAUGGCAGAGAUCACACCAGGAUUCGAUUCAUCAGCUUCUUUCCUGAACCAAGUCAACUUCACUGGACGAGAUCUGCCGCUGCUUCCUGGUCCCAUUAAAGCCCAAGUCUUCUCUGCGGUCUGUCAUGCAAUGAUCGGACUGGCCUCCAAACAAAUACUCGCAACCCGUGGAAUUGAUUCAGGAAAGGUGCAGGUCGACACUGAGCUGGCAGCGCUCUAUCCAGCAACUGUCGGUCUUGUGACUGUGGACGGCCAAGACUGGAAGGCUAUUCAAAAGAACCAAGUCGUACAGCAAGCGUCCUCAGUCGACGUCGACAAGGGCGUAAUCACCAAAACUCCAAUGCGAUUCCGAAGCUGGAGCAUCUACCCAACCGGCUCCAAAGAUGAGAACGGUCAUCAACAAUGGUUCCAGAUCCUGUCAUCUCUCGAUCCAAAAGGCUUCUUGUCAGCAUUUGGCCUCGAUGCCGACGACUCCAGCAUCACAACCAACGAGCAAGCGUAUGAGAAGAUCAAAGCCGUGACCAUGUCCAUGUCUGCGCGAGAGAUCGAACAGAUCUGCGUGGAGAAAGGUUUCUGCGGUCAGACAGUUCUAUCACCAAAAGCGUGGAACGAGACCUCGUACGGAAAAGCUCUCGCCAAGCACCCUGGAAUCAACUAUCGUCAAGUGAAAGGAUCCGAAUCCCUCCCUGUGGUCCCACUUGCUGAGAACAUUCAAGACAAGAGACCACUGGCCGGCAUCAAAGUGGUCGAGUUCUCCCGCGUUAUUGCUGGUCCGGCCGUAGGCACAUACCUGGCCUCACUAGGUGCCGAUGUGAUCAGAAUCCAGUCACCCAACCUGCCAGAUAUUGGGUUCCUGAGUGUCACGCUCCAAGCCGGCAAGAGAGUCGCAGACAUCGACUUGAACAGCUCCGAAGACCGCGCAGAGCUCCAGGAACUCAUCAAAGACGCGGAUGUCAUCGUCCAGGGCUUCCGUCUCAAGUCUCUUGAACGAAAGGGUUUCGGCCUCGAGGAUAUCGUUGAGAUGGCCCGACAGAGGAACAAAGGUGCCGUGUAUGUGGACCUGAACUGCUACGGACCAGAUGGGUAUUACGCUGAGCGGCCUGGCUACCAGCAAAUCGCAGACUGUGGAUCGGGAUGCUCGUAUAUCAAUGGUGUCGCAUACGGUCUGCCAGAAGGCACAGGCGUGCUUCCUUCCCUGCCCAUCGCAGACAUGCUGACUGGAGCCGUUGGAACGUUGGUCACACUUCUCAGCAUUCGAGAUCGUGCGACCAAAGGUGGGAGCUUUCAUGCCCACGUGUCUCUCAUGGCGAUGGAUACACAGCAGCUGGUGCCUGAGUUCGGGCUCUACGACAAGGAGACAGUCGCCAAGAUCCAGAAGACAUACCAGUUCGGCGACAUGCGGCCACAUCACAUGGUGACUGACUUGCUUGAUACCAUGAUCCAGGCUUGGCAGAAGAACUCGGACGUGCUGGCAAAAGAGGAACGCUUCGUUGAAUUCGAGACGAAAUAUGGAAAGAAGCACAGGCUCCUGGCGCCUGGCUUCAAAUUCGAGAAUGAUGAGUCGAGCCCGAAAUGGGAAUGGGGUCCUGUGCCUAAUGGAGGGCAGAAGGGUUUGCGCUGGCGCGUAUAA